AUGUCAUGCUUUAAGAUCCCGGUUAGCCUCUGCAAACGCAUACAAUCUGCCCUUACGCGCUUCUGGUGGGACCAAACGCCUGGUACGCAGAAAAUGAGCUGGACCUCAUGGACAAAGAUGACAAAGUCUAAAAGCUCAGGAGGUCUAGGUUUCUGUGACAUCCAAAGUUUUGAUGCACUCCUAGCUAAGCUCAGCUGGGAGCUUGAAACAACUGACCAUCUUUUCUUCUGCUGUGACUAUGCUCAGAAAGUCUGGUCCCUAGCCCCGUUUGGAAAGACUCUCGACCUAUCAUUGAUCCACUUCAAAGCCUCCAUCAACGUCUUGAAACGCCUCGUCUGCCUCCCACCCUCUGGAAUCAGCUAUGGACCUCUGUUUCCCUGGAUCUGGAUCUGUUGGACCAUUUGGUCAGCCCGAAACUAUCACAUCUUUGAGGACAGAUCAUUUACACCAGAAGACACUAACCUCAAAGCAAUCCAAGAUGCCCGUGAAUGGCAAGAGGCACAAGUAUUGGAGAAGAAACCCCACCAAGCCAGACCCCGGCCAACCAAUCAUCGGAGUCUACACCCUAACACGGUGGUCUGCUUCACUGACGGAGCUUGGAAACAGGAAACAGCGAUCGCUGGAGCGGGAUGGAUUUUCACCAAGAGAGAGGGUAUCAAACUCGACUCCGGAAGCUUGGCUGAACCAUUCGCUUCAUCUCCACUCAAGGCUGAAGCCAUUGCUAUCAGAUCCGCCUUAGUCCAAGCUUUGGAGAAGAAUUUCCUCCACCUACAAGUAAAAUCAGACGCUAAGGAUCUAAUCCGAGCCCUAACAUCGCAAGAGAAAAUCAAGGAAAUCUAUGGUCUCCUUUUUGAUAUUCAAUCUCUAGCAAAGUUAUUUACCUCAAUUUCCUUUUGA
This is a messenger RNA of Microthlaspi erraticum, 897 nucleotides long. Lineage: Eukaryota; Viridiplantae; Streptophyta; Magnoliopsida; Brassicales; Brassicaceae. The record is from the annotation of a GenBank genome assembly.